AUGGCUUGUUCACUGAUCAUUUCGUUUGUCGUCCAACAGGCCUCGACCAUCAAUGAUUCAGAGUUCGGAGCGGACGUUUUUGCUCAGAGGUUCAUGAUGAUGUUUGUCUUGAAAGAUGUGCGGGUCAACAUCCGCCUCGUGGAUGCGAUUAAGAGUAGAAACAUGAAAAAAUUACCAGCUUUGAAGCUAUUUGAAAACGACCCUGUGGAGGAUCCCGCGGAAAUCGAGGCCUUGAUCGAAAAAAUCUCUCCCGAUCAUCCAUUGCGAAGCGCGAACGACGAAGUAAACCAUCUUGUGUUUAAAGGUGCUGGUAGUGGAGUUUACCACAAGUUCAAUCAGCUGGCGAAGAACACAGACCCAAACACAGAUGAAAGGCUUAAAGCGAAUCUUAUAGAGGAACUUGCAGCGCUCGAUACCUUUCUUCGUUCGAAAAAGCCCCAGAGAUUUCUCGGUGGCGAAAAUUUAUGUCUUCCCGACUGUAUCUUGCUUCCCAAAUUGUUGCACAUCAAAGUGGUGGCCAAAGUCUUCAAAGAUUUUGAUAUUCCCGAAGAUUUCGAAGGCAUUCAUAAGUACUUGGAUGCAGCUAGUGGCAAAGAAGGAGAAACUCCAGAUAUCAAUGUCGAAGCGUUCACAAGAACCUCGCCAUCAGAUGAAGUGAUAGUAGAUGCCUGGUCUCGAUGGAUGAAGGUUCCCAAUCCACUACAGAGGCGAAAGAAGCCUUGA
This is a messenger RNA of Pocillopora meandrina, 723 nucleotides long. The record is from the annotation of a GenBank genome assembly. NCBI's taxonomy places the organism in Eukaryota, Metazoa, Cnidaria, Anthozoa, Scleractinia, Pocilloporidae.